AUGUCUGCCGAAAAGAGGCCGGCCUCCGAUGAGCCUGGCUCGGGCCAUAUGAUCGUGAAGCGACAAAACGUAGGCUCAUCAACAGGAGCGCUGGCAAGGCUAAAUGGCUCUGGAAAGAGCAGCGCAUUGGUACAGACUGCACCUCGCACAAGCAACUUACAAGCACCAGUCAUGGAGCUCUCCGGUCAUUCGGGCGAGAUUUUCGCCGCCAAGUUUGAUCCGACAGGCAACUUCAUUGCCUCGGGCUCUAUGGAUAGGAGUAUAUUGUUGUGGCGAACGUACGGCGACUGUGAGAACUACGGCAUCCUUAACGGCCAUCGCGGCGCCAUUCUUGACCUACAAUGGUCUAGGGACUCGAAGAUCGUCUUUUCUGCAUCGGCGGAUAUGCAUUUGGCGAGCUGGGAUCUGGAAAAUGGCACCAGGAUACGGAGAUAUGUUGGCCACGAAGAAAUCGUCAAUACCAUGGACAUCAGCAAGAGAGGCGAAGAACUUUUGGUCAGCGGCAGCGACGAUGGUUCAAUAGGAUUGUGGGAUCCGAGAACAAAGAACGCUGUGGAUUAUAUUCAAACGGAGUUUCCGAUUACGGCCAUUGCCAUGUCGGAGGCUGGCAAUGAAGUUUACUCAGGAGGCAUUGACAACGACAUAAAAGUGUGGGAUUUGCGUAAAAAGUCGGUGGUCUACUCUAUGCUUGGGCACCAGGAUACGGUGACCUCGCUCAGCGUUUCCCCAGAUUCACAAUCACUCCUUUCAUUUGCUAUGGAUUCCACGGUACGGACAUGGGACAUUCGGCCGUUCGCGCCGACCGAAAGGCAUAUCAGAACUUUUGACGGUGCUUCUGUGGGCCUGGAAAAGAACCUUAUUCGUGCAAGCUGGGAUUCGGAAGGCAAGAAGGUAGCAGUCGGUUCUGGUGACGGUACCGCUACAAUCUGGUCCAGCGAGACUGGUAAGCUGAUGUACAAACUACCCGGGCAUAAGGGAACUGUCAAUUGUGUUGAGUUUGCACCUGGCACAGAGCCAAUUGUGUUAUCCGCGUCAUCUGAUCGAAACAUGCUUCUAGGGGAGUUACGUUGA
Colletotrichum truncatum is the source of this 1071-nucleotide messenger RNA. RefSeq names its product U5 small nuclear ribonucleoprotein 40 kDa protein. Gene Ontology annotation, molecular function: protein binding; RNA binding. NCBI's taxonomy places the organism in Eukaryota, Fungi, Ascomycota, Sordariomycetes, Glomerellales, Glomerellaceae. The record is from RefSeq and is a predicted model, not a curated record. Gene Ontology annotation, cellular component: catalytic step 2 spliceosome.